UGGACCUCAAGGGCAAGAUGCCCAACAAGAUGAUCAGGAAAGGCGUGUUCAAGGACCAGCACUUUGACCAGAACCUCAACUUCCUGUACACCGAAGUAGACAGAGUUACUGAAAGGGAGAAGGUGACAGUGAUGAGCACCAUCAACCCCACCAAGGAGCUGCUGGCUGACAUGGUGGGCUGCCAGCGUCUGCCCGAGGACCAACGCAAAAGGUGGCCCAGCUCAAGGACCUGCUGGACCAGACACUUAUGCUGGACCCGGCCAAGAGGAUCAGCAUCAACCAGGCCCUGCAGCACCCCUACAUCCAGGAGAAGAUCUUCUGACCACUUCGUACUGUAUCCACUCAGUCAUGCAUUGAUUGCUGCAACCAGUACUGAGUCCUUAGUUUGACUAUGGUUGGACCCCCAUCCCAUCUGGCACUGCUGAUGGAGAGGAAGUAGUAUUAUCUAUCUUCCCCUGUUUGACACACACACACACACACACACUCCCGUUUUUCAUCGAUCUUCUGGAUUGUGUAAAUAACCGUAGUAGGGCUCCAAGCAGAAUGCCUGCUGCAUAGCAUAUGUUCAGUUUCAGCCUACCUGCAAGUCAGAUAGUUCUGUCUCAUUAUAAGCCCUGGACAGUAAGCCACUCGAGUUGGACUUUCAUCCAAUCAGAUCUUCCGUUUUUUGAUUGGCCCCUUGCAGGUGACUGAAGGUGGAUGAUAUUUUUUGCUGUAAAAAAAAACAAUGUGAAUUCUGAUUGGGUUAAGUAAAAUGUAAAUUCUGAUUAUUGGGGAGGGUUAGUCAAAUGUGAAUUCUGAUUGGGUUAGUCAAAUGUGAAUUCUGAUUGGGUUAGUCAAAUGUGAAUUCUGAUUGGGUUAGUCAAAUGUGAAUUCUGAUUGGGUUAGUCAAAUGUGAAUUCUGAUUGGGUUAGUCAAAUGUGAAUUCAGAUUGUUGGGAAGGGUUUUUGAGUUAACGGUCAUUCAUGAGUUGCCAAGGCAAUGACAAGCAGGGAGGGUAACCCAGUACCCUUACCCUUUUGAGUGGGAUGUUUGUACAGUGGGUUGACUAAACUCCUGCAACCUUGUCAGCUCCUUUGACUUACUGUUACCUGUGAUGUGGUGCAGGGCCAGCAUAAAUGAUGUCUAUAUCCGCGUCUCCCCCAGGUAUUGAAAGCCCCCAUCCACCCUGUCCCCACAUCCUGGUGUCUGUGCAGGCCCUGGUCCGCAUGCCCGUUCUGCUGCUGCCUGUAGGUCUGUCAGUG
This is a messenger RNA of Oncorhynchus masou masou (cherry salmon), 1244 nucleotides long. Its product is annotated as serine/threonine-protein kinase PRP4 homolog. Lineage: Eukaryota; Metazoa; Chordata; Actinopteri; Salmoniformes; Salmonidae. Bases 18 to 389 code for a protein of 123 amino acids. The transcript is spliced from 3 exons. The record is from RefSeq and is a predicted model, not a curated record.